AUGGAUGCCCCAAGUCCCCGACUCGACCGUUCCAUCCGUGCCCGCAGUUGGUCGUCGUCGAGGUCUUGGGACAAGAAGAGCCAACAUUCCGUUCAUGUCAACGAUGGCAUUCCAUUGCUCUUCUGGUUGCCGUGCGCCGUUAUUUCACGUUCCAGUGUUGGCUCAAAGGGAUGCAGCAUCCGCGUGUCGAUCGCUGCAUUCGGGCAUAUCCAGCCUUCAGUCCUGGAUCUUCCAUGUGCGACUGGGAAGUCUCAAUUCCGUUUUGGGUUCGGGCAUGUUCAGCAAGAUCGACAGGCACGCCAACUAGGCACCAUGUCUUUCAGUGUCCUUCAACUUGAGAAACGUCUAAAUCAGACGUUUCGAAGACCGCCUUCGUCUUCGUCUUCGUCGUCGUCCAACUCGAAAUGGGUGCGACGGAGACGCCCUCAAGUGCCACCAACCCAUCCCCUCGGGGCCCCUGAGUCGAGUGGCUGGUUUCUGGGAAACUUUUGUGUUGCAGUCGCGCGAUCGGCUCUAGUAGCCCAAGGGUCCAACCCUUUCCUUUGUCUUCUUCGUGAAGGGGGAGCGGAACGCACGGGAGCGGCAGCACCAUAA
Messenger RNA from Colletotrichum destructivum, 594 nucleotides. RefSeq lists its product as uncharacterized. The coding region runs from base 1 to 594 and encodes 197 amino acids. Lineage: Eukaryota; Fungi; Ascomycota; Sordariomycetes; Glomerellales; Glomerellaceae. The record is from RefSeq and is a predicted model, not a curated record. The transcript has 2 exons.